Messenger RNA from Brassica napus (rape), 1628 nucleotides. RefSeq names its product lipoxygenase 2, chloroplastic-like. The annotation marks the transcript as partial. The transcript has 5 exons. Lineage: Eukaryota; Viridiplantae; Streptophyta; Magnoliopsida; Brassicales; Brassicaceae. Gene Ontology annotation, molecular function: metal ion binding; oxidoreductase activity, acting on single donors with incorporation of molecular oxygen, incorporation of two atoms of oxygen. The record is from RefSeq and is a predicted model, not a curated record. Gene Ontology annotation, biological process: lipid oxidation.
CCGUUGAAAAGCAAACUAGACCAUGCGGUUUAUGGUGAUCCCAACUCACUCAUUACAAGUGAGAUUGUGGAAAGAGAAAUCAAAGGAGUUAUGUCAUUUGAUGAGGCUCUGGAGAACAAGAGAUUGUUCAUGUUGGACUAUCAUGAUUUGCUUCUACCGUAUGUGAACAAAGUGAGAGAGUUGGAUGAUAGCACCUUAUAUGCUUCUCGAACAUUAUUCUUCCUCAACGAUGAUAGCACACUGAGACCUGUUGCCAUUGAGUUGACUCGUCCCCAAGAUGUAAACAGGCCACAAUGGAGGCAGGUAUUCACGCCAGGAUAUGAUGCUACCUCCUGCGGGCUAUGGAGUCUUGGUAAGACUCACGCUAUUACUCAUGACACUGGUUAUCACCAGCUUAUUUCCCACGGGCUGAGGACUCACUGCUGUAUGGAGCCAUACAUUAUAGCGGCAAACAGACAACUAAGUGCCAUGCAUCCUAUCUAUAGGCUUUUGCAUCCCCACUUCCGCUACACGAUGGAGAUCAACGCUCGUGGACGCCAAAGUCUCGUCAACGCAGGUGGAAUCAUUGAGUCUUGUUUCUGGCCCGGAAAGUAUUCAUUAGAGCUAAGUUCAGAUGUCUAUGACAAACUAUGGAGGUUCGACAGGGAAGGCUUACCUGCAGACCUAAUCAGCAGGGGUCUGGCUGUGGAAGAUGAGACGGCUGAACAUGGGGUUCGCUUGACGAUACCAGAUUACCCAUUUGCGACUGACGGUCUGAUGCUGUGGGAUGCACUUAAGGAAUGGGUAACAGACUAUGUGAAUCACUAUUAUCCAAAUGCGGAACAGGUCAAGUUGGAUGAGGAACUCCAAGGAUGGUGGAGUGAAGUGAGGAACAUAGGGCAUGGAGACAAGAAAAAUGAACCAUGGUGGCCUGUCCUCAAAACACAAGAUGACUUGAUUGAAGUGGUGACUACGAUUGCUUGGGUGGCUUCAGGUCACCAUGCAGCUGUAAACUUUGGACAGUACGGAUAUGGUGGAUACUUUCCCAACCGACCAACCACAUCAAGGAUAAAAAUGCCAGUGGAAGAACCGACAGAGGAAGAGCUAAAAGAGUUCUAUGAGGAUCCAGAGAAGACCAUGCUUAAGACAUUCCCGUCGAAGAAGCAGGCGACGAAAUUGAUGUUGACUUUGGAUCUUCUAUCGACACAUUCACCAGAUGAAGAAUACCUAGGAGAAAACGCAGAAGCGUCUUGGGCCCACGAACCUGUCAUCUAUGCUGCAUAUGAACGUUUCAAAGGCAAGCUCCAAUACCUAGAAGGAGUGAUAGAUGAGAGGAACGUGGAUGUUGCUCUAAAGAAUCGAGCUGGAGCAGGUGUUGUUAAGUACGAGCUUUUGAAGCCUAUCUCUGAACCAGGCCUUACCGGGAUGGGUGUUCCCAACAGUGUGUCUAUUUGAUCUAAUGCAUUUUGAUCAAAUACAUUGGAAGUUAUCAUCUAUCUUUCUACCAAGUUAUUAUCAUCUAAGUUUCUUGCUUUUGUAAUAAAUAAUGAAUCUCAACCUGCUCAAGGGGUACUUUGUGCUGGGCAGCGGUGAAGGAGUUUGAUGUUGUCAUUUCUUUUGGGAAUAAGACUUAAUGUGUGGUUAUCUUA